Molecule: messenger RNA, 1808 nt
Organism: Trichomycterus rosablanca
Lineage: Eukaryota; Metazoa; Chordata; Actinopteri; Siluriformes; Trichomycteridae
Gene: ankrd10a
Product: ankyrin repeat domain 10a
Exons: 6
Coding region: 119-1231 (370 amino acids)
Molecular function (GO): protein binding
Source: RefSeq, a predicted model, not a curated record
GAGUGUGUGGCCGGUGUUCUGCUCGGCGGCUGCUUUUGUUUGAGCGGGUACCUCGUCGUCCUGGAAUAAAACGUUAUUUUUGUCGUCCACCUCUCGAAAGAAAGUAAGAUUGCUCAGCAUGUCUGUGGGUAUCGAAUCUGGUUUUUCUAAUGACGAGGUGCUGUGCGCGCGCUUCCCGCUGCACCGCGCGUGCAGGGACGGCGACGUGCGCGCGCUCUGCUCACUGCUUCAGCUGCACGGCGGCCGAGCCGAGAUCCACACCGAGGAUUCGCUGUACGGCUGGACUCCGAUUCACUGGGCUGCUCACUUUGGAAAGCUGGAGUGUGUUUUACGACUGGUUGAGGUGGGCUGUGAGGUGAACUCUGUGACGACACGAUUUGGACAGACUCCGGCACACAUUGCGGCAUUCGGAGGACACCCAGAGUGCCUGUUGUGGCUCUUGCAGGCUGGUGCUGAUAUCAACAGACAGGACUUUGUAGGUGAGGCUCCCAUCCAUAAGUCUGCAAGAGCAGGUAGCAUGGAGUGUGUCAAUGCCCUGUUGAUCUCAGGCGCUACACCAGAAUUACGGAACACAAAUGGACUGACUGCAGCAGACCUGGCUCGGGCACAAGGCUUUCAUGAGUGCGCUCAACUCCUGUUCAAUGCAGCAAAUCAGCUCAGGCAAUUAAAUGGUUUUGGUCGUAAUGGAACUGAGCACGCAUGCAUAAAAGGGCGGAGUCUUCUAAAUGGAGUAACCAAUAGGAAGAGGCUCCACGAAUGCUCCGAGUUCAAUCGUGUCAAGAAAGCAAGAGUUGAUGGUGUGGAUUUCCCUGUAAAGACAAUCAAUGGGACAGAGCUGGAGAGUAUGCAUGUGGAAUCCACUUCAGCCAGCCAAUCAGAUGGCACCAUAGAAACAGCCACAGGCUUAAGCAGUGGCUACAUGCAGAAGAGCUAUACCCCAAACGGUCACUGCCAGCCACUCCAGCCACUUGCUGAGUCUGAUGGGGACAUGUGCGGCUCGCUGCAUCUCAGUGGCAGCCCCGGCGGCUGUACGUCUCAAAGGCCGGCGUGGGCCACGUUCCCAUCAGAUGUUGGUAAUCACCUGCACUACGGCUACUACCACGGCUUUGGAGACACGGCCGAAGACCUGGAGGACGCCGCAAGCCAUCAUGAACACUGCAAGACUGUAAAGCUUGAGCAGCAUUACCACCAGGAGGUGGUACAUGCCAUGCUAUUGUUUCACGGCUCGUGAGGGGUUGGAGUGCUUCCUUUUGCUAGAGGUGGUUGUGUUUUUUGGAAAAGCGCCCCAGCUGCCUUAAAUUUAACGCUUUAUAUAAUGUAACACUUAAAAAGCACCUUAAAAAGCAACAGUAAAGUCGUUUUGAUUAAUUACCAAAGGGAUAUUUGUUUUUGUAUCCGAUGUUUGGUAAUUAUUUUGUUCAUGUUUUUUUGUAUGGUUGAAACUGAUCAAAUGUAGAUGAUUAUUUUUAGAGUGGUGUUCAGAAAUCAUAUUUUUCACUUUCCCUCUGCAGGAGGUUGAGGACUGAUUUGAAUAGACUUUGUAUUGUUUGACCAUUUGUAAGUUCAUUUGUUUUUUGGGGUUUGUGCCAAUUUCCACCCCCUACAUUGCUUAGCAUUAAGAUGUUUUGUACUGCAAAAAAAAGUAUUGUUCUUCUUUGUGUUGACUUCUUGCUGUUUAGUUAAAUGGAUUGUGUAUGUACAUUUACUCCUAAGUUUAAGAAUAUCUGGGUUUUUUUUUUUCAAAGAUUGAAACAUUUUGACAUUGUCUUGAUCUUGUCUUGAGAUAUAAAAUACAAAAUUUAAAACAG